Messenger RNA from Cladocopium goreaui, 939 nucleotides. The record is from the annotation of a GenBank genome assembly. Lineage: Eukaryota; Dinophyceae; Suessiales; Symbiodiniaceae.
AUGGCCACCGCCCCUGGCUGUUCGGGGUGCGGUGGCAAAUUUGAGCUCCCGCCGUCCGGGGCUGCGCUGUGCGAGACUUGCUCGGGCCUACUGCUGAUAGCUACUUCUUUCUACCUGAGCGGAGCCUCUGGACAAGGCUUCGCUUCUGGGAGGCCAUCCGGGAGUGCGCCGUCCACUCCUGCGCCCGCUGCAAAGGAAGUGAAGAAGGAGAAGAGCCCAAGCCCAAAAAAGAAGGAGCCCAAGGACAAGGACCGCCGAAAAAAGAGCAAGGACAAGAAACGCAAGAGAGAGGGCAAGGAGACCGAGGCCGCUGCCACCCACAAGGAGAGGAAAAAAGACCGCCAAGAGACUGACGCCACAGAGGAGACCGCACGAGAGAAAGUGAAGAAGGAGGAGCCUGAGGACGACAAGUCGCCCGUUGCCCCUGUGACCGAGGAAGACUACUACGAGGAGGGCGAGGAAUCAGAAGCCCUCAGCCGCGGUCGAUUCGAGGACACCUGUCCGGUGGCAUGCGGGCAGGAGCUGAGUGCCGACGACAUGAUCCACCUGGUCACCUUCAAGAAGCUCAAAGCCGAGGAGACGGGAGGGUGGAUGAGCAACCUCCUGUCUGUGGGGAGGGGCGAGCCGGACGAGUUGGUGGAAUUGCGGCAGGAGGCCCUACAAGUAGAGGGCCGGCUUGUUUUGUUGGAUUCUAUCUUGUUUUCACACUGGUGCCGGAGCCUUUUUUCACCACAAGAGGCACGGAUCCAUCAUCAUUGCUUCGAAAGUAAUGUGGUGAAACACUUUGGUCUAGACGCUUUGCACCCGUUAUCUCAUGAGCGCCAGGGACGUACUUCCAAAUUGCAAGAGCUGCAUCACUUUGGUUUUUUUUGCUUGUGUCACCCGUUGCAGAUGCACUUGCACCGUUUCACCUUGGCCGCGAAAGAAUUGGAUGCAUGA